UAAAAGAAACAGUUGACUAGAAGGUCAAAUCUGGUUUUUAAACUCCAAAUGUUAAAUGAAGAAAGCAAGGUAAUGCCCAUUUUCAUUCAGGUUAAAGAUUAAAGUGCAGAUUUAAAGAGAACACGGGUUGCUUUGAAGCAGAACUUGGUGCAAUCAGUGCCAGAUUAGACGGGGGGGAAUCAGCGCCACAAUUUCAACCAACAGCCAGCUUUGCCACAGCGAAGCCGGAGCUUCUCCUCUCCCUCUGCACAACCACAAAUGAUAGCUGCGAGGACUGAGAACAAGGUGUCCCACGGAUGUGGAAAAAUGUGAAGAUCACCGGGAAGCGUGACAACAGGAUGUCCUUUUAAACCUCGGGGGAAUAAACAAAUGGAAAGAGGUCAAACCAACAGCUUCAGAAAGAAAUCCAUUGGGAUUACUGCAGCGAUGCCCUGGCUUGUCCCUUUAACACGAAUUCCCAGAGAGGUUGACACUCGGGUUGGUUCUUGUUGAAGUGGGGCGGGUUGACGUUGUCAGGUGUCGCCGUCAUGGUGACACGUUUCCGUGGUAACCAUGGAGCGCACCAACAAAGGCAGGAAGCGAAGCCGCGGACGUAGUAAAAGCAGAAAAGUUUCCGCCAAAGCUCCACCUGGUGGGCCAGCGUUGCCAGAUGUUGGUGCUGCGAGUUCAGAGACGCCGGAGGAGGGACUGGCCGCCCUCCAUGCAGCCUGCCUUUACGGUGAACUGGCUACUGUCCAGGUGCUCCUAGAGUCCAGCCCGUCUUGGAUCAACAGCAGUGAUCCUGAGGGUCGCCGGCCCCUGCACAUGGUCCUGUCCUCACAGAGCUCCUCCAACUCCUACGCCUGCCUCCGAUAUCUGCUGGAGCAUGGAGCUAAUGUCAACACCACCACAGAUUCAGGGCAAACCCCGCUGCACUUUGCCGUCUCCAAUGGCCUCUUUGACUGCUCGGAAACCCUUGUGAUGGCCGGAGCAGAUAUUUUGGCACAGGACAGCCUGGGACUCACACCUCUGGACAUGGCCUACAUCUGGUGCCACAGGAAAAUAGCAAGGUAUUUGAAGCACAGUGUGUGGCAUGCUGAAAAGAAGAAAGAAAUGGAGGAGAUAAAGUUGACUCAAGUUUUGUACAGAGAUCUAAUCAAUAUGGUCAAGCAGAAUAACCUGGACAAAAAGACCCUUAUCGAUGAGAAGAUGAAAGAGUGGGCAAAGGCGAAAGGCUUGCCCCUUUUGAAGGAGUACUCCCCCAGAGCCCUGGUGUCCAAAUACCACAAUCAGUGUGUCUUACCAGAGCAGACCAGCUGUAAGCCUGAACCUACCAAGGGCCCGCCACAAGCCCCUCAAAAAAACGAGGGCACCUCCACCACCGCGCAACUGGCCGCCUCAUCCAGCAGUCCGUGGACCGUCUUCGUUGGCCUCCAGCCAGAGAAACUCCCUAUAGAGCCAGACCUCAGGAAGAGUGUUAUCGUGUGGAAGGACAGCAGCAGCCAGAGGCUUCAGUAUGUCACCAAAUGGGACAGAGCGCCAAACCCUGCCCCUAAAGUGCCCCUAGAAGUGGUUGAAAGAGUGCUGUUCCCCAGAGCUUUCCCCUCUCGGAUCGCCACGCCACGGGGCUUCGAGCCGCAGAACGUCGAGGAACUCCAGCACCGAGGGAUCCCUCAAGGAAGGAGCACCUCUCCCUGGACAGAGGUGGCCAUGCACCUGGCUGAGUUCCUGGAGCAGGGACACUACUGAGCCUACUCAUUUCCAGGCAAUAAAAUGACGAUUAAAAGCAUUUAUAAAACCUCUAUGAAGAAAAACCCUGAAGCUUUAAAACUAUAUUUUUCUGCUAUAAUAACAACCUCCUUACUUUACAGUGUCCACAUCCUUCCUGAAAAAGACAAAUAUGAUCAAGUAUCAGAUUGACUGUGGUGGACAAGUCCCUUACAUUAAAACCCUCAAAACAAUUAUUUGUUCCCAACUGGCAUGAAAAAUAAGACCUGACAAAGUGUCUUUUAUACAUUGAGUAAGUAGACAUUGUACAUCGCUAAAUAAACAUAAUUUGCCAGAUCUCAUUUUCUCUUGCACUCACAUCCUGGUACUAUAAAAAAAAUGUGACCCUGAGGACCUUUACUCUGCCUUAUGUGCACAUCUGGAAUAUAAAUGGUUUAUAUGGGCAAUAAUGUUAUGGGUUUUACUAAAGAGCGCAUCUUAACUUUAU
Fundulus heteroclitus (mummichog) is the source of this 2194-nucleotide messenger RNA. RefSeq names its product ankyrin repeat domain-containing protein 53 (gene ankrd53). Lineage: Eukaryota; Metazoa; Chordata; Actinopteri; Cyprinodontiformes; Fundulidae. Gene Ontology annotation, biological process: regulation of mitotic cytokinesis; positive regulation of microtubule polymerization; mitotic metaphase chromosome alignment. The record is from RefSeq and is a predicted model, not a curated record. Gene Ontology annotation, molecular function: protein binding. The transcript has 8 exons. Bases 553 to 1728 code for a protein of 391 amino acids. Gene Ontology annotation, cellular component: spindle pole.